Messenger RNA from Pyrgilauda ruficollis (rufous-necked snowfinch), 1447 nucleotides. RefSeq names its product 39S ribosomal protein L4, mitochondrial-like. The annotation marks the transcript as partial. Gene Ontology annotation, molecular function: structural constituent of ribosome. Gene Ontology annotation, biological process: translation. Gene Ontology annotation, cellular component: ribosome. The record is from RefSeq and is a predicted model, not a curated record. NCBI's taxonomy places the organism in Eukaryota, Metazoa, Chordata, Aves, Passeriformes, Passeridae. The transcript has 6 exons.
CCAGGAGCCGGGCUGGGGGGGGGCGGGGGUCGUGUCCCCCCUCCCCUCAGCCCGUGGUUGGUCCAGCCCCCGGUCAUUGUCCCCAAUGUCGCUGUCCCGCAGUUCACGACGGCGCCCCCGGCCCCGCCCGCGGCCCCCGAGCCCCGCAAGGUGGAGCCCCCGGCGCCGUCCCCGGUGCUGCGGAGCUGCCGUGUCCCCGUGCUGUCCCCGCUGUCCCCGGUGCAGGCCUGGGUGGAGUCCCUGCGUCACCCCGAGGACACGCUGCGGGGCCUGGCCGACCUGCACCCCGAUGUCUUCGCCGUCAGCCCCAGGCUGGACAUCCUGCACGCGGUGGCCACGUGGCAGAGGAACUACAAGAGGAUUACGGGGACACGGGGAUGGGGACAGCCUGUGGACAUCCUGGGGAUAUCUUGGACUGCCCUGGAGACAUCAGGGUUUGGUGCCCUUGCUUUGGGGUCUCUGGGACACCCUGGGGACACCCAGGACCAUCGUGGGGACAUCCUGGGGACAUCAGCAACCACUCUGGGGACACCAGGCCUGGCUGUCCCUGCUUUGGGGUUCCUGGGGACAUCCUGGGCCACUCUGGGGACGCCCUGGGGACAUCAGGAACCACUCUGGGGACACCAGGCCUGGCUGCUCCCCUCAGUCUGGGCCGGGGAAGGUGUCCCCUGCCCGGGGAUGUCACCGUGUCCCCUCCUGGCAGGUGGCAUUGCCCACGGCCCGCGGGGCCCCACCAGCUACUUCUACAUGCUGCCCAUGCGGGUGCGGGUGCUGGGGCUGAAGGUGGCCCUGAGCGUGAAGCUGAUGCAGGACGAGCUGCACGUGGUGGACAGCCUGGAGCUGCCCAGCAGCGACCCCCGGUACCUGCUGGAGCUGGCCCGGGCCCGGCGCUGGGGACACUCGGUGCUGCUGGUGGACACCAGGCGUCCCGAACUGUCCCCAAACUGUCCCCAAACUGUCCCCAAACUGUCCCCAGGGCUGAACGUGCACAGCCUGCUGAAGCACCAGACGCUGGUGCUGACCCUGGGCGCCGUCGCCUUCCUGGAGCAGCGGCUGCUGUGGCACGACUCGCGCUACUCGCCCCUGGUGCCCUUCUCCCUGCCCCACCGGGACACCCCCGGGGCCGCCUGAGACCCCCGGGUGGCGUCUGUCCCCCCCCGGGUGGCGUCUGUCCCCCCCCGGGUGGCAUCUGUCCCCACCGUGGGGCAGGAUCCCGUCGGGAAAGGAUUUGGGGACACGGUGGCACAGCGAGGUUUUGUCCCCUCUCCGUGUCCUGAAAGGAUUUCCUGGAGCCCCCCCGGGUGGCAUUUGUCCCCCCCCGGGUGGCAUUUGUCCCCCCGGGUGGCAUUUGUCCCCCCAGGCUGAUCCAGCCCCUCUGGCUGGGAUCUGUCCCCGCUCCCGUCGGGAAUUCGGGCGCUGCUGUGGCCAUUAAAGGGACUUUUUUCCA